AUGGACUGGAUGACGCUCUUGUUCUGGAGCCUCAACGUGGUUGCGACACUGACGGUGGGCUUCACGAAGCGAGACACCAGCGCGCAGAGCGGCGGCGGUGGCUUUGAGGACCUGACCAUGGGGGAUCUCUUUCCAUAUCAAGAGGAGGGGGUGCGCCUCUUGCGCAUCCUUAGAUUGGCGCGCACAGCGCGGCUCCUUCGUCUCUUGAAGUUGCAGAAGGUCAUGGAGAAGCUCAGCGACUACUUGGACUCAGAGGCUGAGCGCACCUUCGCCAUUUUCGUGGUGGUCUUUGCUUUGGUGGGCUUCUCCUACGUCGUUGGCAGCAUCCUAGGUUCGCUGGCGCAGCUCCGCAGCAUGACGGAGCAGUCAGCAAAGGACUUUUGGAUGAUGCGCCGAUUUUUGAGACGGAAUCACGUGCCCAUGGAGCUGGCCUCGCGGAUCCAGAGAUUCGUGGAGCACGCGCACUCGCAGCAGCAGAAGAAGAUGUCCAUCAAAGUUCUGGGCUUGCUGUCUGGGGGCCUCAUGGAGGAGCUUCAGUGCGCCAUGAAUAUGCCGCACAUGAUGGUGCAUCCGCUCUUCGCUUUCUUGAGUGAAUUCUCAGUCAUCACUGUGCAGCGGUUGGCCAAAGAGGCCGUGCAUCGUGCACAAUUGGCACGCGGAGACACGCAGUUUCUACCCAACCAAGAAGGUAGUUUCAUGUAUUUCAUCGCUGGCGGGAAGAUGCAAUACAUCAGGGAUGGAGAUAGUCCAGACCCGCGAGUGGAAGUGGUGGACAAGGGUGAGGACUGGAUCGCAGAGCCGGUUAUGUGGACCUCGCUCUGGGUGCAUGUGGGUCAGCUCACCGCGGUCUCGGAGUGCGACCUUUGCGCGGUGGCCCCCAAAGCCUUCGGAGACAUCGUGGCCCUCAUCAGGCGCCGGCGGGUUUUGGGACGAGCCAACCAGUCACGUCCAAUCCGGGACCCUCCAAGCAAGGCCAAGACUUGA
Molecule: messenger RNA, 984 nt
Organism: Effrenium voratum
Lineage: Eukaryota; Dinophyceae; Suessiales; Symbiodiniaceae
Source: the annotation of a GenBank genome assembly